Molecule: messenger RNA, 1272 nt
Organism: Mercenaria mercenaria
Lineage: Eukaryota; Metazoa; Mollusca; Bivalvia; Venerida; Veneridae
Product: protein Mo25-like
Biological process (GO): intracellular signal transduction
Molecular function (GO): protein serine/threonine kinase activator activity
Source: RefSeq, a predicted model, not a curated record
CCAGUCGUCACUUCCGGUGAAGAAAAGGAAAAUCGGUCAACUGUUAAGCUGCAUUUUUUUGCUCUGUUAUUCACGAUUCAUGGGAAGACUGGUUGUAUAGGACACGUUUUUAAGACCUAAGUGUCUUGUCCUUUUAUCUAUAGAAAACACUUUUGAAGUUGGUGACUUUACAUCUGUGAAAAUGCCUUUGUUUGGAAAGUCACAGAAAAGUCCACAGGAGUUGGUGAAGUCACUGAAAGAAAGUCUAGCUGCUCUGACUCGUGAGACAGGAAAGACUAAACUGGAAAAGGCCAGUGAAGAUGUAUCCAAGAAUCUUGCAGCAAUUAAGACAGUUCUUUAUGGUACUGAGAACCAGGAGCCACAAACAGACCAGGUGGCACAGCUGGCACAGGAAAUGUACGACUGUAACAUGUUGUACCUACUUGUACAGAACCUGGGCAAAAUAGAUUUUGAGGGGAAAAAAGAUGUUGCCCAGAUUUUCAACAACAUGUUGAGGCGUCAGAUCGGCACAAGAACCCCGACAGUUGACCAUCUUGGUCCCAGAAAGGAAAUACUGUUAGAACUAAUGAAAGGAUACGAGAGCCAAGAAAUAGCUUUGACAUGUGGAAUGAUGUUACGAGAGUGCUGCAGGUAUGAGCAGCUGGCGAAGACAAUGUUGUAUAGUGAUCAGUUCUUCAAUUUCUUCACAUAUGUUGAGGUGUCGACGUUUGACGUUGCCUCAGAUGCUUUCUCUACAUUCAAGGAGUUGUUAACCAAACAUAAGAUGCUUGCGGCUAAUUUUCUGGAAGCUAAUUAUGAGAAAGUGUUCGAACCCUAUCAGAGGUUACUGAACUCUGAGAAUUAUGUGACUAGAAGACAGGCACUGAAGUUGCUUUGAUAGUUACUGUUAGAUCAGCACAACUUUACCAUAAUGACACGGUACAUCAGUAACACUCAUCUCCUUGAUAUGAUGAACAUGCUGAGAGAAAAGAGCCGGAAUAUACAGUUUGAAGCCUUCCAUGUCUAAAAAGUAUUCGUUGCCAACCCCAACAAACCGAAGCCCAUCCUCGACAUUUUACUACGGAACAAAGACAAACUGGUUGACUUUCUCACCAAGUUUCACACAGAUCGCUCUGACGAUGAACAAUUUAAUGAUGAAAAAGCCUACUUAAUUAAGCAAAUAAAAGAAUUAAAACCGACAGAUGAAACGUAACAGCACGACUACGCCUAGGAGAUUUUUUCUUUGUCGACUAAAAUUGAUGUGAUAUGCAUUUUUAUUAUUCAGUUGCAAAA